Penicillium brasilianum is the source of this 1272-nucleotide messenger RNA. The record is from the annotation of a GenBank genome assembly. Lineage: Eukaryota; Fungi; Ascomycota; Eurotiomycetes; Eurotiales; Aspergillaceae.
AUGAGGCUGUAUCCAGCACUCGGGGCCUUGUUCCUAGCCUCAAUCUCGACGGCCAGCGAUGAUCAAAAUACAAACCCCGCAUCAUCACUCAACAUUCUACGCCGCAAUGCCGAGAUCGAAACGCGCCUAGCGGAUGAACCCGUCCACGGCGUGCGCAAGAUGAGCACUGACGAAGGGGAGAAGUUUUUCCUCGAUUAUUGGCAGUUUGAAGAUACCGCUCAGGGUGGACUAGCAGAAAGAGAUCUCGCAGAAAUUAACGCUACCGCGAGCGACGAUGCGAAGAACCAGAAGGUAUUCCUUCGGGAUACCGGGACUGGAAUGUCCCCGACGCAAUUCCUGGCGAGAUCAUACGCCUUUAGUCCAUCUUUCGAUCCCGAAUCUAGGCUUCGCGGGAGUUUGUUGAAGGCGCGGGAUUUCAAGUGUCCUGGCGGCACGACCGCAUGUACAUCUAUCAACCGGUCUGAUCGGUGCUGCAGUACCGGCGAUACUUGCGUCAUUGUCACGGACACGGGGUCUGGAGAUGUCGGUUGCUGUCCUAGUGGACAGAUCUGCUCUGGCACGAUAGGGUCUUGCCAGAGCGGGUACACGACGUGCUCCACCGCAUUGGGUGGUGGAUGUUGUAUUCCUGGUUACGAAUGUGUUGAAGGCGGAUGCGCAUACAUCUCCGUGGUUACGGUAACCAUAGAAUCAACCGUGACCGUCUCGACAGUAACCCACACGACAUCCCAACAAACAAGCCACUCCACCUCAUCCAGCACAAGCACACGCUCAACCAGCUCCACAUCAAGCACGAAAAGCACCAGCACGGAGAGUCUCACCCCGCCAGCCCGCGGAACAAGCAUAACGACAACAACCCACUCAGCAACAACCCGUAUCGACGUCUGUCCAACAGGCUUCUACGCCUGCUCCGCCGUCUACGACGGAGGCUGCUGCCAAACGAACCGCGACUGCGACACGACCUCCUGCCCAACAACAUCCUCGACGACUUUCACCUCCGACGGGAAAACGAUAGUCAUACCCGUCACUACGGCAUCAUCGGGAUCUUCACGCACAACAGGCAAAUGUCCCGGUGGUUGGUUUAGCUGUGCCGAUACGGCGGGUGGCGAUUGUUGUCCGAGUGGGUAUGCUUGUGGUGCGAGUAUUUGUACUGCGACGGGCUCGGUGGCUACAACUGUUGCUAAAGAGGCGCCGACUAGCAAUGGCGCUGGUGUUCAACGUGUUUCGGGGGUUUUUCUCGGGGUUGGUUUGGCUGGUUGGGCCUGGAUCUUGUGA